This is a messenger RNA of Prorocentrum cordatum, 1371 nucleotides long. NCBI's taxonomy places the organism in Eukaryota, Dinophyceae, Prorocentrales, Prorocentraceae. The record is from the annotation of a GenBank genome assembly.
AUGGCGCUGGACCCUCCGGCGAUAGAGGCCCAGCGGGAGUGCGAGCGCAGGCAGCUGUGCGAGCAGGCCCAGAUGCUCCUGGACGUGGCCGUCGGCCGGCGGCCCUGUCCCGGAGUGCUCGCGGCCCUCGCCCCCGAGGCGCCAGAGCUGCAGCCGCCACCUCUGGCGCUGAGGGACCUUUUGCCCCCGUGGCCGCCCGCCGGCGCCGAAGCCUUCGAGCGGCGGGGCCUCCACCCCGUGCCGAGCGAGGUGCAGGGCGACUUCCAGAGGCAGGCGCGGCGCCUGCGCCGCGCCCCGCUCGAGACGCCGCAGCCCCAGCGGCAGCUCUGCGGGCUCCACCCGGCCCUGUCCUCGGCCGCGCCCGCCCCCGCGGAGUCCGAGGAGGUCGAGGACGCCGGCCCGCGCCCGCGCAGCCGCAGCCGUGACGCCGGCGAGGCGUCGCCCAGCUCCGCGUCCGCCAAGGACGCCCCUGGCGCGGCCCCGCGCGGCGGCGCCCACGGCUCCGGGCGCGGGGAGCCCCCGGAGCACCCUGGCAGCCCAGCGGCGGCGGGCGGCGCCUCCGCGGGCGGCGAGGGGGCGGGCCGCCAGGAGACCUUGAAGGACGAGGACGUCGACGACGUGGGGCAGAGGGCCCACAAGCGCCAGGCAACGGCAGCUAAGCAGGCAGCCUUGAUCGAGUUCGAAGCCGAGAUCGGAGGAGCCGGAGCAGGCAUGGACAUCGCCGUCACGCUCAAGAAGUUGGCCAUCAAGUACGAGGAGAAGCCAGAGGUUGCGAAGUACAAUAUCGAGCAGCAGGAGGGCAAACACGCCCGCAAGCUCGGCGACAUGGAGAAGCAACAUGCCCUGACCACGGAGCGGGCUCGGGCCAGCGCGGGAGGAGCAGGGCUGGACGGACUCAGGGCGGCAGCCAGCAAUCCCCAGCACUACAUGCAAGGCAACGCCAAGGUCAACGCGGCCUGCGAGGCGCCCCUCGCCAUCCCCUGGGAGGCAGCAGACGACGCCAAGAAGGAAGCCGACGCAGCCAUGGAAGGGCCUGCCGUCGGGGCUGGCAGCGGCGGGCCUGGCGCCGAUGGCGCGCCCGCCCACGGGCCAGGCGACAGCACUGGACUUUACGACCCCACGGCCGAUGGACCGCCAGAAGAAGCACCAGACAAAAGGCAGAAGGACCCAGAACUGGCCGUGCUGCAGCGGCUUCAUCGGCAACUGGGCGGACGUGCCCAGGGGCAGCGCGCGCGACCAGAAGAGCCCCCCAAGGCCGAGCGCGAGGAUUGGAAGCCGGGCAUCGACAAGCGCGCGGAGGAGCCUGGGCCGAGGCCGCCAGGCACUCUCACCCGGGCGCUCAACGCGCAGGGCACGUCGUUGGACAUCUGA